AUGAGUAACGUGAUCUUCGUUGGCUCGGUGGCCACUUUGGCCUUUGUAAUCGCUUCCCUCAUCACCAUGGUUGCUCUACUGAAGGAGAUUUCUGACCUCCAGAUGGAAGUCCAGGUUGGCAUGGAUGAAUUCAAGGGGAUUUCGGAAGAUACAUGGAGCCGCAUCAUGACUAAGCAUUUGCAUCCUAGCGGCGUUUCGGACGCUGUGCCCAAUUUCGAAUCUCUUUUCGCGCGCCGUCCUCGUGCAAAUGGUUUUCCAGAACAGUGCAAUUGUGGAGAGAAAUCUAGAGACUGCCCUCCUGGACCACAAGGACCUCCCGGUCCUAAAGGCCCUCCUGGAGAGCCUGGAAAAGAUGGCGAGGAUGGAAGACCGGGAGCUCCGGGUCUUGCUCUUGCGGUGACUCACGAACUUCCUGGAGGCUGCAUUAAAUGCCCUGCUGGGCCACCGGGACCACGAGGUCCUGCUGGAGACCAAGGACCACCAGGACCAGCAGGACCUUUCGGUCACCGUGGACCUCCUGGAAACGCUGGUCCUGUUGGAGAUGCCGGACCGCAAGGAGACGAGGGAGCACCUGGAGCAAGUGGACGUCCCGGUCCAGCAGGACCACCUGGAGAACCAGGAGUCCAGUAUACUCCUGGAUUAGCUGGUCUUCCUGGGACUCAAGGACCACGUGGACCUCCAGGAGAACAGGGACCAACUGGACCCGACGGAAAGAAUGGAGAACCAGGGCCGCAAGGCCGUCCUGGCCGUAAUGGGAAGGACGGACAUCCUGGUAGAAAUGGUUUACCGGGACCGCGUGGAGAAAAUGGAAAGCAAGGAGCCGAUGCUACAUACUGCCCUUGUCCACCGCGCCACAAGCGUACGUGAGGCGCUUCUUUGACAAUGGCGGAUAUGCGCAGUUGCAAAAGCACCUUUGUUGAAGUAAAUGCCCUUACAAUAUUUGCACCGUAGCUACAAUCUCAUUGUUGCCCGAUGAAAGACAAUCUGUUUCUACACUGGCUUGCAAC
Cylicocyclus nassatus is the source of this 1007-nucleotide messenger RNA. Lineage: Eukaryota; Metazoa; Nematoda; Chromadorea; Rhabditida; Strongylidae. The record is from the annotation of a GenBank genome assembly.